UCAAAUCAAAUCAAAAAAAUAGUAGGUAAUCUAAAAAUAAAAAUGAUUUAUAGCAUCAACAAAUUGAGAAAGGCCAACCAUAUAAAAACUGCGGCGUCUGUAUAUAAAUAAACUAGUAAUAAAUUUUAAAAUUAAUUGUAAGUGAUUAUCCUCCAAAAAAAGUGGUGAGUUUUUCUCACAAAAGUACGAGGAAGUCCAUAAACAACAAUAAGCAUCACACUGUUUAUUUAAAGUUGAACAAGUUAAUUUUGAUUCAAACCUAAUGAUUAAUCUUGACACUGCUCCAAAAAAUCUUGCCCAAAAUAAAAUAUUUUCAAACCUAUUACUUGGUAUUGAGAACUCUAAAAUUUAAUUAAAGGAAUUUUGUGAAAAUUACAAAUGGAAACGAAGUAUACGAAAAAUAAAUCAACUAAGUCUUCUUAGUCUACUGAAAGAGAAACGUUUAAAAUAAAAAUAAUAAUAAUUGCGAGUGCAAAAUACAUAAAAAUAGUUGAUAGGCAAUCUAUGAACCGUAAUGUAUUUUUAGUGUUGUGAAACCUUGUGAACUUGUGUAGAAAGCAAUAGCGCAGGAGUGAAGAGAAUUUGAAACGCCCUUUAUUGCCAAAUGAAUUCGUAAAGUGUAUACGCCAAACAGACCGAUAACUAUCAUAAGAAUAUUCAGACAUAAUCUCCAAAAAAAAGUGCCCCACUUCCCACAACUCCAACCCACUAUCAGCCAGUUCAUUGGAUUUGUCUUUAUUUUAAGACUACAACCGCCAAAAUUCUUACCACCAGCAACAUGAAUUCUUACUUCGAGCAAGCUUCGGCGGGCUUUUACGGCCAUCCGCAUCAGGCCACAGGCAUGGCCAUGGGCACGGGUGGUCAUCAUGAUCAGACAGCUACAGCGGCUGCGGCCGCCUAUCGUGGCUUCCCGCUCUCGUUGGGCAUGUCGCCUUAUGCCAAUCACCAUUUACAGCGCACAACACAGGACUCGCCCUACGAUGCGAGUAUCACUGCAGCUUGCAAUAAGAUCUACAGUGACGGUGCCUACAAACAGGAUUGUCUGAAUAUCAAGGCCGAUUCCGUAGUCAAUGGUUACAAGGAUAUUUGGAAUACCAGCGCCAAUGGUACCAGUGGUGGCGGCGGUGGUUCUGGUGGAGCUGGUGGCNAUCUACAUGGUGGCGGCGGUGGUUCUGGUGGUUCAGGUGGCGGAUCCAACGGAUCAAACGCUAAUGGACUGAAUAAUGCCGCUGGCGGUAUGCCAGUGCGGCCAUCCGCCUGCACUCCAGACUCGCGUGUUGGCGGGUAUUUAGACACCUCGGGCGGCAGCCCAGUUAGCCAUCGGGGUGGCAGUGGUGGUGGUAGCGGCGGCACGGGAGUUGUUGGUGGCGGCCAAGGUGGCGGUGGUGGGGUUGGAAGCGUAGGUGGUGUUGGUGGUGGUGUGGGCGGCGUUGGCGGCGCAGGCACCGCUUGGAAUGCAAAUUGCACAAUUUCCGGCGCCGCAGCAGCACAGAGCGCUAGCAGUUUACAUCAGGCCACCAAUCACACAUUUUACCCCUGGAUGGCUAUCGCAG
Messenger RNA from Rhagoletis zephyria (snowberry fruit fly), 1553 nucleotides. RefSeq names its product Ultrabithorax (gene Ubx). The record is from RefSeq and is a predicted model, not a curated record. NCBI's taxonomy places the organism in Eukaryota, Metazoa, Arthropoda, Insecta, Diptera, Tephritidae.